Stegastes partitus (bicolor damselfish) is the source of this 2741-nucleotide messenger RNA. It is a transcript of the gene foxi2, whose product is annotated as forkhead box I2. Bases 1 to 1203 code for a protein of 400 amino acids. Gene Ontology annotation, molecular function: DNA-binding transcription factor activity, RNA polymerase II-specific; RNA polymerase II cis-regulatory region sequence-specific DNA binding. Lineage: Eukaryota; Metazoa; Chordata; Actinopteri; Pomacentridae. Gene Ontology annotation, biological process: regulation of transcription by RNA polymerase II; anatomical structure morphogenesis; cell differentiation. The transcript is spliced from 2 exons. The record is from RefSeq and is a predicted model, not a curated record.
AUGAACUCCAUCGACCCUCAGUCCCAUCACCAGCAGCACCAGCACCAGCACCACCACACCUCCCCGACCGUCGGCUCGCUCCCACCCAAAGGCGCCCAGGAGGCCCCGGACAUGGCCGCCGUCUACUGCGACAACUUCGGCAGCAUGUACCACCAGCAGAGCUUCCAGGGCGCGCAGAGACCCGCCGGCUACGGCCUCGGCGAUUACGCGUCGUCUCCAAACCCGUACCUGUGGCUCAACGGGCCGGGCGUCAACUCGUCCGCGUCCUACCUGCACGGGAACAACCCGGCGUCCUUCAUCCCGCCCUCCUACGGCUCGCAGCGGCAGUUCAUCACCAACUCACCUGGCUUCGGAGGGCCGGACCUGGGCUGGCUGUCCAUCGCCAGCCAGGAGGAGCUGCUGAAGCUGGUGCGUCCGCCCUACUCGUACUCGGCGCUCAUCGCCAUGGCCAUCCAGAACGCGCACGAGAAGAAGCUGACCCUGAGUCAGAUCUACCAGUACGUGGCGGACAACUUCCCCUUUUACAAGAAGAGCAAAGCCGGCUGGCAGAACUCGAUCCGGCACAACUUGUCUCUGAACGACUGCUUCAAGAAGGUGCCGAGGGACGAGGACGAUCCAGGUAAAGGAAACUACUGGACGCUGGACCCAAACUGUGAAAAGAUGUUUGACAACGGGAAUUUCCGCCGGAAAAGGAAAAGACGUUCGGAUCCGAGCAGCGCCGGAGGAGCAGCGGCGGCGGCGGCGGCAGGGUCCACGAAGGUGGAGGACGGGCGGCCGCCGGUGACCCUGAAGCCCUCCGACAGCCCUCAGCUGCUGGGACCCUCCUCCCCGGAGAUGGAGGCGAUGACCGAGAGCCACAAAAGCUCCUCGUCUCCUCCAGGACUGGCCUCGUCCGCUCCCUGCUUUAACAACUUUUACAGCAACAUGUCGUCGCUGGGCUCGGGGACCCCCGGCCGGCAGGGGUCCCUGGGCCUGGUGAACGAGCUGUCGAACAGGAACAUAACGGCCCUCAGCCCCUACCACCCCAACCACGGCGGCGGGCAGGACUCGGGGCCGUCGGAGCACGGCGACGGCCUGCAUUUCAACCGUGGAGUGUACUACAACACGUUUGGCGGCGGCCAGAGCGGACAGUUCAACAGCCACUUCUACAACAGCUUCAGCGUCAACAGCCUGAUUUACCCGAGGGAAGGGACCGAGCUAUAGGAGGCACUUCAACCACACCGCUCCAGGACUCGUUUUUUGUUUUUGCUCUGUGAACCCCCACUGAAAACAACAUGUACAUGCUUUUAUCACAGCAGAGAGGUGAAAAACGCCUCCCAUGCUCACCAACCAACCAGAGAGAUUAGAAAAACUAAACAUUUUUGCACAAUUUGCAUUCAAAUUGUGGGAAAAAAAACACCCAGAGAAUCACAAAAACAAGCACUUAUCUUCUUCUUUUUACUACAUCAAAGCCCAAACUUUGCUCUGAGUAGUAAAAGUUGAUCAUUUAACUCAUUUACCAUCAUUUCUUUUCCUUAAAAACCACUCUGUCAUGUCCAAAAUAUAAAUAUGCAUUUAGCAUUUUUGCCUGUUUUGCCAAAUCCAGCCCGUAACGUCAUUGCAGCUCAAGUAUUUUUGCACAAUUUGCAUUCAAAUUGUGGAAAAAACACCCCAAAAAAUCACAAAAACAAGCACUUAUCUUCUUUUUUUUUACUAUAUCAAAGCCCAUACUUUGCUCUUUGUGGUAAAAGUGCAUCACUGAUCUUAUAUUGAACUAUUUUUGUGCAGAAUAUAAAUAUGCAUUCAGCAUUUGUGCCUGUUUUGCCAAAUCCAGCCCAAAGCAAAGUCUACAUGCUGUCACUGCAGCUCACCGACAUCAAGUGUUUUUCCUACAAUUUGCAUUCAAAUUGUAGGAAAACCACAGAGAAAGUCACAAAAAACAAGCACUUAUCUUUUUUAAAAAAAAACUUGUACCUGCUCUCAGUGCAAAAAGUGGAACCACUGGUUUUAUAUUUUCACUCAAAACCUCCAAAAUAUAAAGAUGCAUUUGAUAUUUUUGCCUUUUUUUUUGCCAAAUCCAGCCCUUAUUGUUUCUUCUUCAUGAAGCUUCAUCAUCGACAAAACUCUGCCAAAGUUGCCUUUUUGUUUUUGUAUUUUUUCGAGACCGCCAUUACCUCAAAAACUACGAUUAAAUGAAAGUUCUGCCUGUGGACAAAUGCAGUAAUAAUUGAUUUAACUGAGAGAAAAACAAAAGCAAACAAACAAACGAACAGGGCUCGCCUUAUUUUUUUACAUCCUCCACGUCGACUGAAACACUACGGCUCGUGUAAAUACAUGUGGACUUGAUUUAAAAAAAAAAAAAAAACAGUGUAUUUUUGUAAAUUAUUAAAAAUAAAAAAAGAAAGGAUAGUUUGUGACUAUUUAUGCUAUUUAUGCUAAUAGGCAUUUUUUUUUCUACUGUUGUCCGAAACUAGUUUGAUUUAAAGCAGAAGUUGAAUAUUAGCUUAAAAAAAAUGCACCGAAAACAGUAUCAUUAAAACCCAGAUGUCAUAAAUAUAAAUUUAUAUAAAGAUAUAUAUAUAUAUAUGUAUUACAUAUAUUAAAAGCUAUAUCCUAUAUCAUGGUUUUUCUCAGGAUUCAGUGUGACAAUCAUUGAAUGGCUUUUGUAUCUACUAUUGUCUUUUAUUUUUUAUCUUUAUACAGUACACACAGCUUCCAGCCAGUUUCAACUGUGAUCAUAAAUAAAUACUAUGUGCUCUCUA